This is a messenger RNA of Tyto alba (common barn owl), 959 nucleotides long. RefSeq names its product immunoglobulin lambda like polypeptide 1 (gene IGLL1). The record is from RefSeq and is a predicted model, not a curated record. Gene Ontology annotation, molecular function: MHC class II protein complex binding. The transcript is spliced from 4 exons. Lineage: Eukaryota; Metazoa; Chordata; Aves; Strigiformes; Tytonidae. Gene Ontology annotation, biological process: immunoglobulin production involved in immunoglobulin-mediated immune response; immune response; positive regulation of T cell activation. Gene Ontology annotation, cellular component: MHC class II protein complex. Bases 66 to 767 code for a protein of 233 amino acids.
CUCAGCAGCCACAUUGAGGAAGGAGCCAUGUUGUGGAAGGGACACGGAGCUGGUGGGAUCGCGCCAUGGCCUUGGCCGCUCUCCUCCUCGCGGUGCUCGCCCACAGCUCAGGUUCCCUGGUCCAGGCAGCGCUGACUCAGCCGCCCUCGGUGUCAGCGAACCCGGGACAAACCGUCCAGAUCACCUGCUCUGGGGGUAGCAGCAGGUAUGGCUAUGGCUGGUACCAGCAGAAGGUCCCUGGCACUGCCCCUGUCACCGUGAUCUACGACAAUAACAAGAGACCCUCGGGCAUCCCUUCGCGCUUCUCCGGAUCCCAGUCUGGCUCCACAGGCACGUUAACCAUCACUGGGGUCCAAGCGGAGGACGAGGCUGUCUAUUACUGUGGUAACUGGGACGGCAGCAGAAGUUGUGGUAUAUUCGGGGCCGGGACCAUGUUGACCGUCCUAGGCCAGCCCAAGGUCUCUCCCACCGUCCACCUCUUCCCACCAUCUGAGGAGGAGAUCUCGUCUCAGAGCAAAGCCACCCUGGUGUGUCUGCUGGGAGACUUCUACCCCAGCGCCGUGCAGGUGGCCUGGACGGCCGACGGCCGCACCCUCACCAGUGGCGUGGAGACCAGCCAGCCCCAGCGGCAGAGCAACAACCAGUACAUGGCCAGCAGCUACCUGACGCUGAGUGCCAGCGACUGGAAGAGCCACGAGACCUACACCUGCAAGGUCACGCACGAGGCCGGCAACGUGGUGAAGAGCCUGAAGAGAUCCGAGUGCUAGUGACCCCGCUGGGACCUCCCCGCGCCCGGCAGCCCCCUCGCCAGCCCCCUCCCUCUUCCCCGCUGCUGGGGGCAGCGGCUCCCCCCCCCGCUGCAGAUGUGUCUCCCCAUGUCCCUCUGUCCUCUGCUCCUGUCCCCCCACCCCGAGUGUCACACGAAUAAACACUGACACUGAACUAGCGCUGGCUCAGCA